AUGAGCGACGACGUUAUGGACGACGACGAAGAUUACGGCUUUGAGUACGAGGAUGACAGCGGAAGUGAACCUGACGUUGAUCUGGAGAACCAGUAUUACACAGCUAAGGGUUUAAAAAGCGAAGGCAAAAUUGCGGAAGCCAUUGCUAACUUUGAGAAGGUCCUCAGUUUGGAGCAGGAAAUGGGCGAAUGGGGUUUCAAAGCGCUGAAGCAGAUGGUGAAGAUCACGUUCAACUCAAAUCAAUUCGAAGCGAUGCUACAGUAUUAUCAGAAGCUCUUAAAAUAUAUCAAAACCGCUGUUACGAAAAAUUACUCCGAGAAGUCUAUCAACUCCAUUUUGGAUUACAUUUCGACAUCAAAGCAAAUGGAUUUGUUGCAGAAGUUCUACGAGACCACUCUUGAUGCCUUGAAGGAUGCUAAGAAUGAAAGGCUGUGGUUCAAGACAAACACCAAACUAGGGAAGCUAUACUUUGAUAUGCGUGAAUUUCAUAAACUGGAAAAAAUAUUGAAGCAGCUGAAGAGUUCGUGUAAGACUGAGCAAGGUGAAGAAGAUCAGAAAAAGGGCACCCAAUUGCUAGAAAUAUAUGCACUCGAAAUUCAGAUGUACACUGAACAGAAAAACAACAAGGCCUUAAAAAAGCUAUAUGAGCAAGCUCAACAGGCUAUCCAGUCGAAGUCGGCUAUUCCUCAUCCCCUAAUAUUAGGAUGUGGCGGCAAGAUGCACCUUCGAGAGGGACAAUUUGACCGUGCCCACACAGAUUUUUUCGAAGCAUUCAAGAAUUACGAUGAAAGUGGAUCUCCAAGACGUAUUACUUGUCUAAAAUACCUUGUAUUGGCAAAUAUGCUGAUAAGAUCCGACAUUAAUCCGUUCGACAGCCAAGAAGCAAAGCCUUUCAAGAAUGAGCAAGAAAUCGUCGCGAUGACAGCUAUGGUGGCAGCAUACCAGGAGAACGACAUCGACGAAUUUCAACGGAUACUAGAAAACAAUCAUGAGAGCGUGAUGCAAGAUCCUUUUAUUCGUGAGCAUAUCGAAGAGCUAUUGACGAAUAUACGGACUCAGAGGCAUAAUCGUGAUAUUGCUCGUGACUACUUGCAGGUGUUGCUACGACUGAUCAAACCGUACACUAGGAUACGGCUCCAGUAUCUUUCCCAAAAAUUGCGUAUCUCUAUAGCAGAAGUGAAAAGAUUACUUGUCGACACCAUUCUUGACGAAGGUCUUCCGGCAAGGAUCGAUGAGAUAGACAAUAUUCUUUACGUGAAGCCAUGUGAACGACAAGAAGAUUCUUCGUUAUCAAUUGCCGCCAUGAAUGGGUGGAUCGAACAAGCAGAAAAAGUUCUAGUCGCGAUCACAACACGUAACAAGGAGUAG
Messenger RNA from Angiostrongylus costaricensis, 1368 nucleotides. The record is from the annotation of a GenBank genome assembly. NCBI's taxonomy places the organism in Eukaryota, Metazoa, Nematoda, Chromadorea, Rhabditida, Metastrongylidae.